AUGGAUUCAUGGAUGGGGCUCGCUUCGCAUCCAGCGGCUUCGGGGAGAGGAAAUUAUGAUAAAGCCGAAUCUCCCUCUUUCGUUGGUGAUCGACCCUUAUUCCAUCCUUCUCCUCCCCCCUGCGGUCGCCAUGUCCCAAUGUCCUCGUGGACUUGGUCUCUCUCCAGCGCUCGUCGGACGCGGUUGAGCCGUUCGGCCUUUCCCCUGGCCACCGUCGGCGCGGUUCUCAGUCUCCUCUACCUUUUCUACCUCUUCGUCGUGCCCCAGCUGUUCCGGUUUCGCUUCCGCCUCGGCCUGAGCUGGUACGAUCUCGGUCUGUACGGAUUCGGCCCAUCCCAGAGCUAUGUCUCCUUUGGCUUCGACUCGCCUCGAGUGCAAAUCUCCCAAUGGGACGCCGGUUGCGAUCCCCGAUACACUUUUCUGGCCCCGCGAGGCGACUCCGUCGCCCAGCCGGGGCCCAUGAUCCUCGACGCCGACGGGAACCUCGUUUGGAUGAAACAUAACUGGGAGACCACCCAGGAUUUCAAGGUCCAGCGUUAUCAGGGCCAGGACUACCUCACCUACUGGGAAGGUAGCGAAGUCGGCAGCCGAGGGUAUGGUGCGUGGUAUAUGCUCGAUUCCACCUAUACCCAGCGCUAUGAGAUCGUGCCGGUCGGCAAUUAUGGCGGCGAUCUUCACGAAUUUCACAUCACCCCCGACGGCACCGCUCUGGUGUCCGUCUACGACCCAACUCCGGCCGAUCUGACCCCCGUGGGAGGGCCCGCCCUGGGCUGGAUCUUCGACGGUGUCUUCCAGGAAAUCGACAUCGCGACGGGCGAGCUUCUCUUCGAAUGGCGUGCGUCCAAACACUACCCGGUCAACAGCACGUACGAGCCUCUCGGUCGCACGGGUCGCACGCGCGAAUCGGCCUUUGACUACUACCACAUCAACAGCGUGGACAAAGACCAUGAUGGCAACUAUAUCGUGUCGGGGCGACACGCCCACGCCGUGAGCUGUAUUGAUCGCAACACGGGGGCCGUGCUGUGGACACUAGGCGGGAAACUGAACGAGUUCAAGGACCAGUCGGACGGUGCGGCGACCAAUUUCGCCUGGCAGCAUGACGCGCGCUGGUACGCGAACAGCACGCUGACCUUGUUCGACAACGCGGCGCACUCUAAUGAGGACGUCGGCGAGAGCCGCGGCGUCGUCAUCGAUCUGGAUGUUCCCGGGCGACAGGCAACGCUACGCGCGGCCUACUACCACCCGCAGCAGAUGAAGUCUGUUUCUCAGGGUAACGUGCAGCUCCUGGCGCCGGAUGGAGGUCGCGCGCUGGUCGGCUGGGGCCAUAGUGCCGCUUAUACCGAGUACACGGCGGACGGACAGCUGCUGUGCGACGUGCAUUUCGGGGCAUCGGCCUUCUUCACCUUCGGGCGCGUGGUAUCGUACCGUACGUUCAAGGAUAGCUGGGUGGGCUACCCGCAAAAUCCGCCCGACGCGGCGGUCGUGGGCGACCGAGUCUAUGUAAGCUGGAACGGCGCGACGGAGGUUGUCGCCUGGCGUCUGGAGGUGUGGGACUCGGAAGAUUUCGACAACGAGACGGCGUUCGAGGUGGUGGCGCAGUUCGCAAAGACCGGGUUUGAGACGGAGAUCGAGAUACCCGAGGAUCUCGACAGUCCGCUGUUCCGCAUCGCGGCCCUCGAUGGGGAUGGGGAGUCCCUUGGCGUGACGGAUGUGUUGCAGCGCGAAGCGGAGAUGGAUUCCACCGAGCUGCUGAAUCUGCACAAUUGGAUCCUCGCCAUCGCCUUCGUCAUGGCCGGUGGUGGCCUCAUCGCCGGACUGUAUCGGUGCUGCCACUGCUGUCGGUGUUUCCGUCGGUGUCGCUCUCGCUCCAACGCGUAUCAAUUGGUUCCGCUGAGCGAGGAGGAUCGGGCGUCGUCGCCGGUGUGA
Messenger RNA from Aspergillus terreus NIH2624, 1926 nucleotides. RefSeq names its product arylsulfotransferase family protein. The coding region runs from base 1 to 1926 and encodes 641 amino acids. The record is from RefSeq and is a predicted model, not a curated record. The transcript is spliced from 2 exons. Lineage: Eukaryota; Fungi; Ascomycota; Eurotiomycetes; Eurotiales; Aspergillaceae.